Molecule: messenger RNA, 966 nt
Organism: Dendrobium catenatum
Lineage: Eukaryota; Viridiplantae; Streptophyta; Magnoliopsida; Asparagales; Orchidaceae
Product: methylesterase 17
Exons: 4
Coding region: 62-859 (265 amino acids)
Biological process (GO): salicylic acid metabolic process; jasmonic acid metabolic process
Molecular function (GO): methyl jasmonate esterase activity; methyl salicylate esterase activity; methyl indole-3-acetate esterase activity
Source: RefSeq, a predicted model, not a curated record
UUAAAAUAAGAGGCCCAACAAACGGUUGAUAAGGUUUUCGUCUAGGAGAAGAGGGCGCGCAAUGGAGGAAACUGCAGGUGGAGUUAUCAGCCCUCUUCCUAAUAUUCAACCAAAGCACUUUGUUCUCGUACAUGGCGCCGGCCAUGGAGCCUGGUGCUGGUUCAAGCUUCGACACCUUCUCGAAGUCGCCGGCCACAAAGUCACCUGCGUUGACCUCGCCGCCUCUGGAAUCGACCUCGCUCAUCCCUCCUCCAUCCUCUCUUUUGACGACUAUAACAAGCCACUCGUCGAUUUCAUGUCUACAUUUUCGGAAGGAAAUAAGGUGAUUUUGGUGGGACACAGCGCUGGGGGGCUGAGUUUGAGUCACUCCCUGCACAAUUUUGGGGACAAAAUUGAGGUCGCCGUAUUCAUUGCAGCCACGAUGCUACCGUCAGGUUUCUGCACUGAAGAAGAUGUUAAAGAUGGAGUUCCUGAUUUAUCAGAAUAUGGUGAUGUCAGUAUCAUGGAGUAUUCUUUAGGGCCCGACAAACCCCCAACAAGUGUUGCUUUGCGUGAGGAAUUCCAACGCAAGAUACUCUACCACUUGAGCCCAGUUGAGGAUUCAGUGUUGGCCUCAAUGCUCCUAAGGCCAUCACCAUGCCUUGCACUGAGUACAGCAAAAUUUGAAGGAAAUAUAAGCCAAGUAAGGAGAAUUUAUAUAAGGACAACUCAUGACAAAAUGGUUAAGCCAGAGCAGCAAGAUGCGAUGAUCAGGAGAUGGCCACCGCAUGAAGUGUUUAUCAUAGAUACAGAUCAUAGCCCUUUCUUUUCUUCUCCACAGAAGCUCUUUGAACUUAUUGUAAGAGCUUCUACCAUUUGAUAGAACUUUGAAAGCUUUCUAUGUAUGUUAUGGAGGAAUUUGAGCUUCAUGGCCAAACUUAUAUGAUUGUUCUAAUAAAUUUCACUCUUCAUCUUUUAGAAAAUAAA